Messenger RNA from Nematolebias whitei (Rio pearlfish), 911 nucleotides. It is a transcript of the gene rgs5b, whose product is annotated as regulator of G protein signaling 5b. The record is from RefSeq and is a predicted model, not a curated record. Lineage: Eukaryota; Metazoa; Chordata; Actinopteri; Cyprinodontiformes; Rivulidae. The transcript has 5 exons. Bases 71 to 598 code for a protein of 175 amino acids.
AGAGCAGAGCUGGCAGCUUGAUCACUGACAAGGACAAUCACUCAGGAGCAACGUUUAGAAACGUCUCAGCAUGUGCAGAGGACUGGAUUCACUGCCCAUCACCUGCCUGGAAAGGGCAAAGGAGCUGAGGGCGUUGUUUGGAAGCUUCCUGCAGAAGUCAGACCACAACCUGAAGAAAAGUGAAAAGUUAAAAUUAAGUGAUGUAAAAGAGCUGCUGCAGUGGAAGGAGUCGUUUGACCAUCUGUUGUCCAGCCAAAAUGGACUGUGCCUGUUCAGGGCGUUCUUGGUGUCGGAGUUUAGCGAGGAGAACAUUGCCUUCUACCUAGCAUGUGAGGACUACAGAGCAACCAAAGCCUCAAAACUGGCCCCAAAAGCAGAGAAGAUCUACAAGGAGUUCAUCGACUCCGAUGCACCACGAGAAGUGAAUCUAGACUAUGCGACUAAAGCAGUCACCAAGGAGAACAUGGAGCAGCCCAGUCAGUCCUGCUUCGACGAGGCACAAGCUAAGAUCUACAUCCUGAUGGAGAAAGACUGCUAUCCCCGUUUUCUCAAGUCCUCCAUGUACCUGGAGCUGACCAGAAAAACAAGAACAGGCUAAAACUGGGUGGAGGGGACUGUCAUUUAAAUGGACGACACAAGUUCUCCUUAAAGGAGCGAGGGUUUACUGACAGAGGAGUCAGGAACGGUUCGGAUGGAACAAAAACCCUGAAACGACGGAGUUUCCUGAUGAGUCGUGGAGUUUUUUUACUGAUCCACAGACUGAUCGGGGUCUAAGCUGGAAGCUGAAGUCCACUUGAAGCUGGGAGAAGAAAGUCGCCCACACGAAGAGACGUGUGUGCUACACGUUAAAGACUGAAGGACGUCAGAGUGGCUUCAGAUAUGAACUAAAAAAAACAAGCAAGGACCGAACC